CCUCAGUAGUAAAUAUUAAUCUCAUAGUAAUCCUCAACUCCAUCCAAAGCGACGUAGACGGGGUGAAAAAAGUUCAAUUGAGCUUCAGUUCCCUUUCCACCGCCGAUAUGGCAUCCUUCGCGACAGCAACACGCCUCUCGGCCAGGCUGGUCGGUCGACGGGUCGCCCAAGAUGCUGCUUCUCGAGGCUUUCGCACAUCUACCGCCUCACUCGCCGCCCAAAAUUUCACCAUGCCUGCCUUGUCGCCGACCAUGACCGAAGGGAACAUUGCUACUUGGAAAGUUAAAGAGGGCGACUCGUUCUCGGCCGGUGAUGUUCUGCUCGAGAUUGAGACCGACAAAGCCUCAAUGGAUGUCGAGGCCCAGGAUGACGGCAUUCUCAUGAAGAUCAUGCAAGGCGACGGUAGCAAGAGCAUCCAAGUUGGUACUAGGAUAGGAGUCAUCGCAGAGCCCGGUGACGAUAUCAGCCAACUAGAGAUUCCAACCGAUGAGAAGAAGCCUUCUCAGUCCGCCAAACAGGGUACGCCGGCCGAGAAGGAUGAGCCCAAACAGUCCGCCAGCUCCGAGGGCACCGGAGCACAGAAGCAGCCGAGAAAGUCAGGAGAAAAGGCACCACCUCAGAAAUAUCCUCUCUAUCCAUCAGUAGCCCAUCUUAUCAAGGAAAAUGGCCUAGAUGAGUCUGCUAUCAGCGAGAUGACGCCCACAGGACCCGCUGGACGACUUCUUAAAGGUGAUGUUUUGGCCUACCUGGGAACUGUGUCUGCUGGCAGGCCUGAGGAGAUUAUGAAGCGCUUCAACCACAAUGCUCAUCUUGAUCUCUCCAACAUCAAGAUCGCUGCCCCGAAGGAGACUGUGAAGAAGGCGGAUAAAGCCUCAGUUAAGGAGGCUCCAGUUCCAGAGAAACAACUGGUUUCAUUGCCCGUAUCGUUAGCAGCAGUCAUCGAAGUCCAGGCGAAGAUGGAACAAACACUAGGCACUUUUAUCCCACUGUCUACCUUCCUUGAGCGGGCCGCCCAAGUCGCUAACGACGCACUGCCGUUACCAUCUAACUACAAGCCUACUGCGGAUGAGCUUUUCAACCAAGUCCUAGGUCUCGAUAAUGUCGGCCCCAAGGCAUCACGUGGCCGAUAUCUGCCCCAAAUUGCGGCUCUUCCUCCUUCAAACCUGACCGGUGUUGCUCCAAAGCCACAUGUUAAGCUGGACAUCAUCGAUUUCCUGGCGAGCUCCACCAAAACGUCAACGCCUAAAAAGAGAAAGACCCCAACCCAGCCAGGUAUGUCGACUGGCACCAACUUCUUCAGCCUUACGGUACCUAAGGACGAAGAGAAGCGAGCCAAGGUAUUCCUACAAAGGAUGAAAACUGUGCUGGAAUCUAAGCCGGGUAAUUUGGUCCUAUAAAUCGGCAAUAAAUGCGGAAUAUUGUACCUAUAAACUUUGUAAUGCCUAUACGCGAACACAAUUAUAGACUCAACAGUGUCGACACCUCUGGAUUUUGAUGGUAUCUCAGAUACGCUCGGACUGGACCAUGCUUCUUUGUGAGUAGUCAUGAAAUAUAAAGAUAUGCAUAGCUUUGG
Molecule: messenger RNA, 1573 nt
Organism: Xylaria bambusicola
Lineage: Eukaryota; Fungi; Ascomycota; Sordariomycetes; Xylariales; Xylariaceae
Exons: 2
Coding region: 108-1397 (429 amino acids)
Biological process (GO): pyruvate decarboxylation to acetyl-CoA
Cellular component (GO): pyruvate dehydrogenase complex
Molecular function (GO): dihydrolipoyllysine-residue acetyltransferase activity
Source: RefSeq, a predicted model, not a curated record